Messenger RNA from Oppia nitens, 1583 nucleotides. It is a transcript of the gene Bap111, whose product is annotated as SWI/SNF-related matrix-associated actin-dependent regulator of chromatin subfamily E member 1-like. NCBI's taxonomy places the organism in Eukaryota, Metazoa, Arthropoda, Arachnida, Sarcoptiformes, Oppiidae. Bases 163 to 1497 code for a protein of 444 amino acids. The record is from RefSeq and is a predicted model, not a curated record. Gene Ontology annotation, biological process: negative regulation of DNA-templated transcription. Gene Ontology annotation, molecular function: nucleosomal DNA binding; nuclear receptor binding. The transcript has 6 exons. Gene Ontology annotation, cellular component: SWI/SNF complex.
AUUAAUACUACAGUACUGUAUAUAUAGUGUAGAGUUUGCGCACAAAUGACUGACUCAUUGUUAACGUUGUCUUUGUUUGUAAUAUUCACUGACUAUUCAGCCAUUUGUUAGACUAUUGAUUGCUUCUUAAGGACCAAAUAUUGGUGACAAUAACCGUAUAAAAUGGCAAAUUUAUCGCCGUUUGUCACUUCACAGUACAGUCAUCCGGGUUUUAAUCCAACAAAAUUGGGACAAAGAGCUCAACAGAUGAUGAGUGAACAUCGACUGCCAAAAGCACCGAAACCGCCGGACAGACCAUUGAUGCCAUACAUGCGCUACAGUCGAAAGGUAUGGGAUGUGGUAAAGGCCCAGAACCCCGACCUAAAGCUGUGGGAAAUCGGCAAAAUCAUAGGUCAGAUGUGGCGCGACUUAGCCGACGAUGAGAAGCAACAGUACAUUCAGGCCUUUGAAGCAGAAAAGGUUGAAUAUAACGAAACUCUUAAGUCAUACCAUAACUCACCCGCAUAUCAGUCGUGGAUCUCAGCAAAAGCCAAAGCACAACGUGUUCUCGAAGACCACAACAAAGGGUCGGCUCAUGACAGACAUGACAGACACACAACCAAUUUGUUGGGCUUUCCUUCACCACAAAAGCAAAGUGAAGGAAAAGUUAGUAUUCAAUCGGCUGAAGAUGAAGACGAUGGCGACGAGUUCUCUGUCAAACACUUAGCUGCCGCCAGAUAUCAACGAAAUCAUCGAUUAAUUAAUGAAAUAUUUAGUGAUUCUGUUGUACCCGAUGUCAGAUCUGUUGUAACUAACGCUCGAAUGCAAGUUCUUAAACGACAAGUGCAGUCAUUAACAAUGCAUCAGAAGAAGUUAGAGGCAGAACUUCAACAAAUCGAAGAAAAAUUUGUUCUAAAAAAAAGAAAAUUUAUUGAAGCGAGUGAUCAGUUUAAAGAAGAUAUGAGAAAAAAGUGCGCCAUUAAACCCGUCGAUACAAAUACUUUCAAAAAAAUGGUAGACAAAGCAUUGGAUCAAAUGAAGAAAGAACAUCAAUUGAAAGAAGAACAGAUGAGUAAAGUUGUUGAUAAAGUUGACAAACCUGGAGCUGACGGUCAAGAAAAUGAACCACCAAUUGAGCCAAUUAUUGAUAAUCAACGAGAAAAAGAGGUCAACAGUAAUGACACGGUUUUAUCUGAUGGCUUAACCGAAUCAAAAGAUAUAUCAAAUACUAAUACAGAAAAUUUAGUUGAAAAUAAUGAUGUCAUAAAUGAUAGCAUUAUAGAAAAUACUUCCAAUGAUAGCCAACAAACUGAUAUCACGAUAAAUAUGGAAACAAAUGUCGAUCAACCGGUCGAAGAGUCCAAUCCUAUUACCACAGAAGAAAUGGAAACCAUUGAACAGAUUAAAGAUGAAACUAAUUCUGUAGUUAACAAUCAAACAAUUGAUAAUAAAAACAAUAAUUUGAUUGAAACAAAUGAUACUAUUGCUAAUAAUGAAGUACAGGGAACGGGAGUCUAAAUAAAUAAAUAUAGUGUUUUUUAUUGAUUGAUUGAUUGAAAUCUAUGUAAAUAUUAUUAAUUUAUUUUGUCUUUUAUAUAACUCAA